This is a messenger RNA of Mesorhabditis spiculigera, 231 nucleotides long. The record is from the annotation of a GenBank genome assembly. NCBI's taxonomy places the organism in Eukaryota, Metazoa, Nematoda, Chromadorea, Rhabditida, Rhabditidae.
AUGCCGUAUUCCUUCGAUAACGCUUUGAUUGCAGAUGGAUGGGCCAUCCUGAAAAGCAAUAAACAGAAGUCGAUGACGCGCCAAAAACCCGAUCAACGUUACUGCGUACCACGGGCCGUUGCCGAUCGUGCUGUACCAGCAUCAACAUUUAUCGAUGUGGUUGGUUUCGGAUGCAUUGACCAAUGCCGGCGGUGGGUCGCCUUUAUGGGCAUCAAGAUGGUCCUGCACCGA